Messenger RNA from Nilaparvata lugens (brown planthopper), 815 nucleotides. RefSeq lists its product as uncharacterized. Gene Ontology annotation, cellular component: plasma membrane. The record is from RefSeq and is a predicted model, not a curated record. Gene Ontology annotation, molecular function: olfactory receptor activity; odorant binding. The transcript is spliced from 4 exons. Gene Ontology annotation, biological process: sensory perception of smell; detection of chemical stimulus involved in sensory perception of smell. Lineage: Eukaryota; Metazoa; Arthropoda; Insecta; Hemiptera; Delphacidae. The coding region runs from base 392 to 766 and encodes 124 amino acids.
AUUAACUUGCCUUGCCUAUUAAGUUGAAUGUUGACUGUAUUUAUUACAGUCGACAUUUACAGGCAAUUAUAGCCUUAAUGCUUAAUGAAUAUGAAAAUUGAGGAAUUAUUCGUUUUGCACCUGGUUGCACAAACGUUUGUUAACUUCUAAUCCUGAGCAUUGAAUGUUACGCCUGUUAAACGGGUCUAUUAGAGUUAUAAUUAUUUUAAAAUACACAACGUACCGUUGAAAAUGUGACUUUUCAAUCUAUGUGCGGUACAUUACUUGGAAUGAAAAGUUGAAUUGACGAUAUUCGUGAGUUUCCAUUCAAUUUUCUUCAAAUUUUCAAGUUUAGUGCAUUUAUUUCAGGACCCUCAAUGACUGUGCAAGGAUCUCCGGAUAUUGGAUAUUGAUGUUAAGUCUCGUACUUGCCAUUGAUACUUGCUUCAACAUCUAUCUGAUGAUGCAGGCAAAUAAUCCAAAGAUUUUCAUGACUUAUGCUGCAUCGUGUUUCUGCAACAAUAUACUGAUGCUCCUCUGCUACUACAGUGGUCAACGCAUUUCUAACCAGAAUGAAAUAUUGCGUAGAUGUCUUGCAAAUCUUCCCUGGAUGGAUAAGCCGCAAUGGUUCAAGCAGAGCAUGCUUAUAAUGAUGGCCAGAGCAACGGUCGACAUUGAAAUCAAUCCUUAUGGAGUUUUUGUACUCAACCUCAACUCCUUCAAAGAUUUGAUGAAAGCUGCUUUCUCAUUUGGGAACAUUUUGUACAGGAGGAAGAAAAUAGACUAAUCUUGACAAAAAAAUUCAUUAUUAUUGUGUAAUAAAACUUAGUUUUUCC